This is a messenger RNA of Lithohypha guttulata, 1617 nucleotides long. RefSeq lists its product as uncharacterized. The record is from RefSeq and is a predicted model, not a curated record. NCBI's taxonomy places the organism in Eukaryota, Fungi, Ascomycota, Eurotiomycetes, Chaetothyriales, Trichomeriaceae. The coding region runs from base 1 to 1617 and encodes 538 amino acids. Gene Ontology annotation, molecular function: monooxygenase activity; oxidoreductase activity, acting on paired donors, with incorporation or reduction of molecular oxygen; iron ion binding. The transcript has 3 exons.
AUGUCUUCACAAUUUGUCGGUCUCAUGGACCUUCCAGCGGUCCCAGUAUUCCACGGCAUUCAACUGUUCUCUAUAGCAUUCGUUGUCCUCGCUUUCACGAGCAGGCUUUUCUUCAGAGGACGUACACUGGGAAAGGCACUUCCCACACCAGGAGGUCUUCCAUGGGCAGGUCCUGUCUGGGCUGUAGAAGCCUCCAACAUCUACACAACCUUCAAGGCUUGGUCCGAGAAGUUCGGCAAAUUGUAUGAAGUCAAACUCUUUGGACAGAACCUCAUCAUCAUAUCCGACCCUGCUAUCGCUAAAGAAAUCCUCGCCAAAAAGGCAAAGACUGUUUCCGAUCGCCCAGCCCUUGCCUUGGUCAAAGGUUCCAAGGAUUCUGGCAAAUACCUUCCUUUCCUCGGCAAUAACGACCACUUGACAAGGCAACGAAGGUUCGGCGUACUCAUCAACAACUAUACUCAUCAAGCGAACUAUCAUGGAAGAAUGCUGCCAGAGGCUACGCGGUUUGCACAUCAACUUCUAACCAAAUCGGAUUCACCUUUCAUGCUUGUCGACCAGGUAUGCGGACGUCUAUCUUGUCGAAUGGCAUUCGGUACUCCAGCACCUCGAGCAGCUAUCUCCCGCUCAGCCCAUAACUUCAUGCAAAACCUCUCCCCAGGUGGUCAGAUUACCAACGUCUUGACCUUCCUACGACAUCUCCCAUCCUGGAUCAACAGUGAUAAGCACAACGAGAGCAUGCGGGUCGAUAUCGAGGACCGUGUCUGGUAUGGCUCAUACGAUAAAGCAAAGGCGGCGUACGAGAACGGCACGCUCAGAGCUUCCUAUGCCAAGUACUACUUCGAUCAACGUGAGAAGACUGGCCUCAGCGAGCAUGAAGCUCUACACGGCAUCGCAAUGAUGGCAACUGUCUCCAUCCUUACUUUGAUUGCUCCCCUUCAAAGAUGGAUCGUCGUUAUGGCUCAGCACCCCGAGUGGCAGGAGGCUGUUCAGAAAGAGCUUGACGAGGUUCUUCAUGGUCGCAUGGCAGACUAUGACGACAGCCCAAAGCUCCCAACACUCCGAGCCACCAUCCUCGAGUCAGUCAGGUGGGCAUCUCCAGUACCGACCGGAAUUCCUCACAGACUCGAGGAAGAUAUGGAGUACAACGGCUACCAUCUCAGCAAGAACUCCAAUGUCUUGGCCUGCGAUUGGUCUAUGUGCCGAUCUAAUGAAUACUACAAAGAUGCUGAGACUUUCAACCCAUCUCGGUACCUGGAUCCUGAUUCUCCAGCUUACAAGGAGCCUCUUACGGAGUUCCCCAAGCUACAAAACCAUUCAGUUUUCGGUUGGGGCAGGCGGACAUGCAUUGGCCAAGAUUAUGCCGCCAUUCAAAUGCUUGUCGUAUGUGCUGCUAUCAUGUACGCUUUCAACAUCUCUCCUCCAACUGAUCCAAAGACUGGUCAGAAGACGAAACUCAACUUGCAAGAGCUGCUGUCAACACCAAAUGUCAUUCCUAUCAUGGAGCCCAUUGACAUUGAUUUCACGCCUCGAUCAGAUGCUCAUGCACAAAGACUACAGGAAGCUUAUAGAAGCUCCCAGAUCCAAGAUGCUGAGCAGGAGGAGGACGAGUGCCUAUAA